Messenger RNA from Cannabis sativa, 1352 nucleotides. Its product is annotated as protein NDH-DEPENDENT CYCLIC ELECTRON FLOW 5. The record is from RefSeq and is a predicted model, not a curated record. Gene Ontology annotation, molecular function: carbohydrate binding; catalytic activity. The coding region runs from base 58 to 1233 and encodes 391 amino acids. Gene Ontology annotation, biological process: carbohydrate metabolic process. NCBI's taxonomy places the organism in Eukaryota, Viridiplantae, Streptophyta, Magnoliopsida, Rosales, Cannabaceae. The transcript has 3 exons.
AAGAUAAAAAAGAGAGUAGAAAACCAAAGUGGCUGACUACUGAAUGAGUACCAUUCCAUGGCUACUUUCACUUCACUUUUCUUACCAAAUCCUAUUCAUUUUUCCACCAAGAAACUUGUUACCAAUCAAACCCUUUUCUCUUCUUCAUCACCAGAUUACAUUCACUUCAAAUCAAGUAAUGACAAGAGACAAUUGAUAGUUCCAAGAGUGGCUUCAAUCCCAUACAAUCCUAUCAACGUGGAUUACUUGGAGGAAGAGUUCAGUGGUCAUGGAGUCACAUUCCAAGGGAUUGGGGACAACUGUGUUGCUCAGAUGACUCUGGAGAAUGGAAGCACAGCCAUUCUGAUGUUGCCAAGUGGCUUAAUCACUUCUUACAAGGCUGCCAUGUGGCAUGGAGGCACGGACGAGAUGCUGCACUCUUCUGUAUUCGAGGAGGAAAAAGGCUCUGCUUCUAUUCAGGGAGGUGUUUCUUUGGUCUUGGAUUUCACCACUGAGUAUGCCCAUUCUUGGUCUCCAACUAACUGGGCACUGAAGAAUAUUAGUGGGAAUUCUCAGCACUCCAUUCAGGUGGAACUAAUCAGCAGUGAGUCAGGAGCCAUGGUUGAAGUUAAACACAUAGUGACACUUAAAAAGGAUGAAUUAAGUUCAGAAGUUGUGAUAUCAAACUCUAGCUCUGCUCCAGUUCAAUUGACUGGGUGUGUUCUGAGCCAUCUGAGGGUGAGCUCUCCUGAUGCAACUUAUGCAAUCGGAUUAGAAGGAUCGGAUUUCUUCUCCAGGCCUCCAUUUUCAUCAAACUUUGGUAUUGUUCCUCCAGACUUUGGCCAAAAGAUGGGAUUUGGUUUUGGCCAAAUGUUGAGUCAAAUGGCCUUUUGGCGUCCAAAUAAUCCAAAUAACAGCAAUGGUGAUCAAACAAAGAGCGACCGAGGUGAUUCGGGACAAGAAUUGGAGGGUGAAGAAACUGAUAAUUACAAACAUUUAAGAGAAGAGAUGAGUCAAAUCUACACUAGUGCACCACGGAACAUGACAAUUAUCGAUCGGGGUAGAAGAAAUUCAGUGGUAGUUGGAAGAAAAGGAUUUGAAGAACUAUACAUGUUAAGUCCAGGCUCUACUCAUGAAUUGUAUGGCAAGUAUUCUUAUAUAUGUGUAGGCCAAUCAGCCAUGCUUAAGCCAAUAGUUGUGGAAGCUGAAACAGUGUUAAGGCUUGGACAGGAUUUGCAUAAUCCAAAUCUCUAAGCCAUGCCUCCAACAUCAUUUUACAUACAUACAUGUAUCAAUGUAAUGUAGAUGUAAUAUUUGGUUGAGCAAACCAGCCAAACAAUCAAGAAUGAAAUAAAAAUUAUCCUUCCUUACAA